This is a messenger RNA of Cladocopium goreaui, 318 nucleotides long. Lineage: Eukaryota; Dinophyceae; Suessiales; Symbiodiniaceae. The record is from the annotation of a GenBank genome assembly.
AUGCCGUUGGUGAAGCUCUUCUCACGUGCGCCAUUGAAGGUCUCGGCCAGCGUUCUACACAAGUCCCUCGCGGAGAUCUGGGGUGUGAGCGCCACACCCGGAGUGAUGAAAGUCAUUAGCCUGCCAGUGCAAGAUGCCAGUGGUGCAGAGGAGGUCUACAUCGACAUCCGUGCCAAGCAGAAGCCGGAACGCACGCAGGAGGUCUUGCAGACCUGUUGCCAACGCACGGCCGAGCUCUUGUCUUCGCAUGGCCAUUCUUCCAAAGUGCGUUUGGAAACAUAUGAGCCAUCCCUGCAAUUUACAGCCGCGUCUGAAUGA